This is a messenger RNA of Lactuca virosa, 1560 nucleotides long. The record is from the annotation of a GenBank genome assembly. Lineage: Eukaryota; Viridiplantae; Streptophyta; Magnoliopsida; Asterales; Asteraceae.
UAGUUCUCUAAUCGUCUUUUUAUAGAUUUUAGUCUUUUACCAAAUGAGAACCAGGAGUCAAAAUCAUGAUGAGCUUCAGUGGAUUCCAGUUCCAUCGUCUCUUUUACUUCAUCUCCGUUGCUCUCCUGAUACAACAACCAUCCACCAUCGCCGGAGAUUCAAUCCUCUCAAGAUUCCAACAGUACCUUCAAAUCGACACAGCUCACCCAUCACCCAACUACCACAAAGCCGCCGAUUUCAUUCUCUCCCAAGCUAAAUCCCUCUCCCUCGAAUCCCGCACCAUAGAAUUCGUCAAAAACAAGCCUUUAAUCCUUCUAAAAUGGACUGGCAAAAACCCCGAUCUCCCUUCCAUUCUCCUCAACUCCCACACCGAUGUUGUCCCCGUCGAACCCCACAAAUGGUCCCACCCUCCAUUCGAUGCUGCAAUCGAUCAUGAGAACGGAAACAUCUACGCUAGAGGCUCACAGGAUAUGAAGUGCGUCGGGUUGCAGUAUCUGGAAGCGAUUCGGAAGCUCAAGGAAUCGAAAUUCGAGCCAUUGAGGACAAUCUAUGUCGUGUUUGUUCCCGAUGAGGAAAUCGGUGGACACGAUGGGGCCGAGAAGUUUGCCAAUUCGGAAAUUUUUGAUGAGAUGAACGUUGGGAUUGUGUUGGAUGAAGGAUUGGCGUCACCGGAGGAUUAUUAUAGGCUGUUCUAUGCAGAGAGGUGUCCGAUGUGGUUGGUGAUAAAAGCUACCGGAGCUCCUGGGCAUGGGGCUAAGCUGUAUGAUAACACAGCGAUGGAGAAUUUGUUGAAGAGUAUCGAGAGUGUGAGGAGAUUCAGAGCAUCUCAGCUUGAUAUGGUGAAGGCUGGCCUCAAGGAGGAAGGCGAGGUUGUCUCUGUGAACAUGGUGUUUCUUAAAGCCGGAACCCCAUCUCCUACUGGUUUUGUGAUGAAUCUGCAGCCAUCGGAAGCACAUGCUGGUUUUGAUAUUCGGGUGCCACCAAUUGCUGAUCAGGCAUCGUUGGAGAGACGAAUUGCAGAAGAAUGGGCCCCAGCUUCACGUAACAUGACAUUUGAGUAUAAGCAGAAGGUUUCUGUGUAUGAUGCAAAUGGGAAGCCAAUUUUGACAGCCUAUGAUAGUUCAAAUCCAUGGUGGUCUCUAAUUGAAGAAGCUAUAGUUAAAGCCAAGGGCAAAAUUGGAAAACCAGAGAUAUUUCCAGCUUCAACCGAUGCUCGAUACUUCAGGAUGAAGGGUGUUCCUGCAAUUGGAUUUUCUCCCAUGGCAAACACUCCUAUCCUUCUUCAUGACCAUAAUGAGUUUUUGAACAAAGAAGAAUACUUGAAAGGGAUUGAGGUGUAUGAGUCGAUUCUCAAAGCUUUUGCAUCUUUUGUUGAGGGUAAAAAUGGGAAAGAUCCUUUGAGAGAUGAGCUAUAAAAGAUGGGUUGUUUGUGUUAGAAUUGUGUAAAAAAUCAGGCAUAAUUCUAUUUGGAAAAUAAACCAUGAUUCCUACUGUAUCUUUAAGAAACCUGGAAUGUUUGUAAUUUUAGCACCUUUAUUUUUGCAAUAAAAUCAUGGAGGA